Trichomonas vaginalis G3 is the source of this 219-nucleotide messenger RNA. RefSeq lists its product as uncharacterized. Bases 1 to 219 code for a protein of 72 amino acids. The record is from RefSeq and is a predicted model, not a curated record. The transcript has a single exon. NCBI's taxonomy places the organism in Eukaryota, Parabasalia, Trichomonadida, Trichomonadidae.
AUGCUUGCUUCCCUCGGAAAACCGAGAGAAGAACAGCGAGACCGACUUUUAUCUGGGUCGCCAAAACUCUAUGAAGAUGUGAAACAAAUAGUUCAAGAUACGUUACCUCAAACACACUAUGAUAUGAAAGGUUGUACAAUACUUACAUUCAAAGAAGACUUACCGCUACUGAAAGAAAAAAUAACAGAGUAUGUUGACAAGUUCAAACAAGCAGAGUAA